Messenger RNA from Vitis riparia (riverbank grape), 1389 nucleotides. RefSeq names its product polygalacturonase QRT3-like. The record is from RefSeq and is a predicted model, not a curated record. The transcript is spliced from 3 exons. Bases 5 to 1324 code for a protein of 439 amino acids. Gene Ontology annotation, molecular function: polygalacturonase activity. NCBI's taxonomy places the organism in Eukaryota, Viridiplantae, Streptophyta, Magnoliopsida, Vitales, Vitaceae.
UCGGAUGUUGCAAAUGGCUUCGAUAAAAACCUCGUUUCUCAAACAUGAUGUCAUCUCUCCUUCUCGUAGUCAUACCAUUCAACCGAUUUCAUCAAGUUCACGUGAGCAUCACGCGACUGACUAUGGUGCGGACCCCACUGGAAGAUCAGACAGCACAGAAGCCCUCCAGCAAGCCAUCUCUGAUGCCUUCGGAUCCCCCAUUGAUGGCCACUUGAUGCAAGGCAUUACUAAUCUGGGAGGCGUGGAGCUUCAUCUGGAUGGAGGAACUUACAUGAUCAGCCGUCCAUUGCGCUUACUGGACAUCAGCGGUGGUAACUUCAUGAUACACGGCGGAUCACUCCGAGCCUCUGGUGAUUUCCCAUCUGACCGUCAUUUGAUCGAACUCUGGUCAUCAUCCAAAUCUUUAUCGUACGAGUACAUCACACUCAAAGACCUCAUGUUGGACUCAAAUUUUAGGGGAGGUGGCAUUGCGAUAGUCAAUUCAGUAAGAACAACCGUAGAUAAUUGCUACAUUUCGCAUUUUACGACCAAUGGCAUACUCAUCCAAGGUGGCCAUGAAACCUACGUUAGAAACUCCUUCAUUGGCCAGCAUAUCACCGUCGGCGGUGACCCUCGAGAGAAGGACUUCUCAGGCGUCGGAAUCAACAUCGUCGGUAAUGACAAUGCUGUUACCGACGUCGUCGUUUUCUCGGCAGCCAUUGGAGUACUGAUACAAGGUCAAGCCAAUGUGCUCACCGGAGUUCAUUGCUACAAUAAGGCCACUAGUUUGGGCGGUGUCGGAAUUUAUCUCAAGUCCCCUGGCUUCACUCAAAACCGAAUCCUCAACUGUUACUUAGACUUCACCGGAGUAGCCAUGGAUGACCCGGUCCAAGUACAAAUCAGCAACUCAUUUUUUCUGGGUAACGCCUAUAUAUUAAUAAAGUCCUUGAAGGGUAUCGUCGAAGGUGUAAGCAUCGUUCAUAAUAUGUUUUCCGGUGAUUAUACGGGGGUCCCGAUAGUCCAGUUGGACCAAUCAAAUGAACCUUUCACCUUGAUUGAUCAAGUCAUUGUUGAUCACAACAACGUACGGGGUAUGAGGCUUAGAUCGACGGUGGCUAGGGGUUCGAUUUGGGGGAAUGGGACAACGUGGACCGUUGAUUUCUCCAAGGUCCUCUUGUUCCCUAACCUAAUUAAGAAUGUACAGUACACAUUACAAGCCGGGAAAUUAUUUCCUAAACAUGUGUUAAGGAAUUUAUCAGGUAAUGCUGUGACAGUGGAAUCCGAUGUUCCUGUAUCAGCAACCCUGCACGUGGCGGUGGAUCAAAGCAUGGAUGGGUACGUAUGAUCUGAUCAGAUGGCUGCGGUUGGCUCAUGGAGCAGACAAAGGAGGACUUCGGAUUUUGAAAUUCU